Erinaceus europaeus (western European hedgehog) is the source of this 3257-nucleotide messenger RNA. It is a transcript of the gene OPHN1, whose product is annotated as oligophrenin 1. The record is from RefSeq and is a predicted model, not a curated record. Gene Ontology annotation, cellular component: cytoplasm. Gene Ontology annotation, molecular function: GTPase activator activity; protein binding. Lineage: Eukaryota; Metazoa; Chordata; Mammalia; Eulipotyphla; Erinaceidae. Bases 235 to 2595 code for a protein of 786 amino acids. The transcript is spliced from 25 exons. Gene Ontology annotation, biological process: signal transduction.
CUUUCCAGUUGGAGUUGUAGGGCGGUGUCUGGCUCUUGAGUUUCCUAGGGAAGCACCAGGCUACUACUUCUAUUGUGUGUCGCUCUCUCGACCUCCUCUCUCCCUUGGGGUGUUUUAGGAAAAAGGCUACGUUUCUUUGUAGUCCGGAUUAAUCCUUUCAGCUAAUAACAGGAGAGCAGGCCGGCUCCCGUAAAGCAGGAAGAAUUUCUGAAAACCGGAGUAGUACUCAGAAUCAUGGGACACCCCCCUCUGGAGUUCAGCGACUGCUACCUGGACAGCCCUGAUUUCCGUGAGAGACUCAAAUGUUAUGAGCAGGAAUUGGAAAGGACGAAUAAAUUCAUAAAAGACGUGAUCAAAGAUGGCAACGCGCUUAUCAGCUCAAUGAGAAAUUAUUCCUCAGCUGUUCAGAAAUUUUCCCAGACACUGCAGUCCUUCCAGUUUGACUUCAUUGGAGAUACACUAACUGAUGAUGAGAUUAACAUUGCUGAAUCCUUUAAAGAAUUUGCUGAGUUGCUUAAUGAAGUAGAAAAUGAGAGGAUGAUGAUGGUACAAAAUGCUAGUGAUUUGCUGAUCAAACCCCUGGAAAAUUUCAGGAAGGAACAAAUAGGCUUUACCAAGGAGCGGAAAAAGAAAUUUGAGAAGGACGCUGAGAGGUUUUAUUCCUUACUAGACCGACAUUUACAUCUAUCUUCCAAAAAAAAAGAAUCUCAGUUACAAGAGGCAGACCUCCAGGUGGACAAGGAGAGACAGAAUUUCUUUGAAUCCUCUCUUGAUUAUGUUUAUCAAAUCCAGGAAGUUCAGGAGUCCAAGAAGUUUAAUAUUGUGGAGCCAGUUUUGGCCUUUCUUCAUAGUCUUUUCAUUUCCAACAACUUGACUGUAGAACUCACACAAGAUUUCCUCCCAUACAAACAACAACUGCAACUUAGUUUGCAAAAUACAAGAAACCACUUUUCCAGUACCCGGGAAGAGAUGGAAGAACUUAAGAAAAGGAUGAAAGAAGCUCCUCAAACAUGCAAACUUCCGGGACAGCCAACCAUUGAAGGAUAUCUUUAUACACAAGAGAAAUGGGCUUUGGGAAUAUCCUGGGUGAAAUACUACUGCCAAUAUCAAAAAGAGACCAAAAUACUCAUCAUGAUACCCAUGGAGCAGAAAUCAGGUGCUAAGCAGGGACCCUUGGAGUUAACUUUGAAAAACUGCGUGAGAAGGAAGACAGAGUCUAUCGACAAACGAUUCUGUUUUGAUAUAGAAACAAAUGAAAGGUCAGGAACCAUCACUUUGCAGGCCCUUUCAGAACCUAACAGAAGACUAUGGAUGGAGGCCAUGGAUGGUAAAGAGCCUAUAUACCGCAGCCCCAUAACAAAACAGGAAGAAAUGGAGCUAAAUGAAGUUGGGUUCAAAUUUGUUAGGAAGUGCAUCAAUGUCAUUGAGACUAAAGGGAUCAAGACGGAGGGAUUGUACCGCACAGUGGGCAGCAAUAUUCAGGUUCAGAAGCUGCUGAGUGCUUUUUUUGAUCCUAAAUGCCCAGGAGAUAUUGAUUUUCACAAUAGUGACUGGGACAUUAAGACAAUCACCAGCUCAUUGAAAUUUUACCUCAGGAACCUUUCUGAACCUGUUAUGACCUACAGACUUCAUAAAGAGUUGGUCUCUGCAGCCAAGUCUGACAACUUGGAUUACCGUCUAGGAGCUAUUCACUCCCUAGUUUAUAAGCUACCAGAAAAGAAUCGAGAGAUGCUAGAACUUCUCAUAAGGCACUUGGUCAAUGUGUGUGAGCACAGCAAAGAGAAUCUUAUGAGUCCCUCCAAUAUGGGAGUGAUCUUUGGACCUACUCUGAUGAGAGCUCAGGAGGAUACAGUGGCUGCCAUGAUGAACAUCAAAUUUCAAAACAUUGUGGUGGAAAUCCUAAUUGAGCACUUCCUUAAGAUCUGUUCAGGUCCACCUGAGGAAAAUGUUGCACCCCCAGUUCCUCCACCUAGAGUGACAACAAGAAGGCAUAAACCAAUCACAAUUUCAAAGCGCUUACUGAGAGAAAGGACGGUUUUCUAUACAUCUUACCUGGAAGAAAGUGAAGAUGUAAUCCAACAUCAAACACCCAAUGGUGCUAUCGCCAGCAAUAUAGAUAUGUCCAAGCCACCACAAUACUCUAAGCUGUCUGUUCAGAGGAGUGGAGAAGCUAAUACUGAGAGGAAGUCCCCAACUCGACCUGGUUCAGAUGGCAAGUUGGAGUCUUUGCCUGAGGUCGAUGUGGGGAAAUUGUCUAAGCUGCAAGAUUUUGGAAUCAAGGCAUUGCCAAAGGCUACCAAUGGACCUGGGCUUGUGAAGGCUCCCUCUUUCCACAUAAAAAGACUAGCUCCUCGCCCCUUGGUUCACUACAAAGAAGGAGACUCUGACAGUUUCAGCAAAGUGAGGCCUCCAGGAGAAAAGCCAACCAUCAUACGUCCCCCAGUGAGACCUCCUGACCCUCCUUGCAGGGCUACUACCCAGAAAUCACAACCAAAGUCAGAUAUUGGAAUGGGCAAUACAGAAGAUAUCACAUCAUCUGUAGUGGCUUCCAGGACCAGGUUCUUUGAAAAAGCUUCCCGCAAAACAGGAAGGUAAGAGACAGUUGUCAAGGAAGACUGACUGGAGAUGAGAGUUGAGGCAAUAGGUUUUAAAAGCCUGGGACCCAGGAGACUCUUUUCAGUUCUGGAAUGAUCAUCUUCAAACUUUUAUUUGCUGAGUGAUUUUGUACUGAAGAGCAACUUCUUCUUUCCCCCAUAACUUCAGAGUCUGGGGCACUGAAAUAAAAGGGGUGCAUGUCCUAGAAAUAGGUUUAUUUCUCCUUUACAUUAUCAAUCCAUUCCUUUAUAAGUUCUUCUUGAACUCAUAUAUGGUGUGAAGACUGAAAUGACACUACCCACUCACCUGAAUUGAAGAGAAGAACAGUUUUCAACUCCUCUCUGUACUUACCAGAUCUUCACAAAGCCAACAAAUUCUGAAGGAUUAUGAGUAAUGACUCAUACUUACCCUGAACUGAGAGCUAAUUGAUUUGGAGCCAUUACUUACCUUAAAAGUAAGAGAAAAAGAAUGUUUGCUGAACAAUGAAGAAUUUUUACAUGUAUCUUACUGAGGAUAUGGACCUUAAUGCUAACUUGAAUUCUGGUACUGCAAAGUAUUGCCAAGAACUUUUCUUUUCUGUUUCAUUCCCAUGCAACUCCUACAUGUGGACUCAAAAAGGUGACCUUACUGCUUCAAAACACGCUUUGCAUGUCAAAUUCUAA